UGUGAUGACGUCAGGAGCGGCUUGAGCUUUUUGGGUUCCGAUUCCUUUCGGGUUCCUGAGCUGAGGAGGAGGAGGGGGUGCGCGGUAGGCCAUGAUGUUACAGAUUAUUGGCUCUGUGGAUGAGGAAGACGAGCAAGCGGAGGAGGAUUGUCCUGAGUUGGUCCCCAUUGAAACGAAGCAUAACGAAGAGGAAGAAAAGUCUAGCCCCGGCGCCAAGAUCCCAGUCACAAUUAUCACCGGGUAUUUAGGUGCUGGGAAGACAACACUUCUGAACUACAUUUUAACAGAGCAACAUAAUAAAAGAGUAGCUGUUAUUUUGAAUGAAUUUGGGGAAGGAAGUGCAGUGGAGAAAUCCUUAGCUGUCAGCCAGGAUGGAGAACUCUAUGAAGAGUGGCUAGAACUUAGAAACGGUUGCCUCUGCUGUUCAGUAAAGGACAAUGGUCUUAGAGCUAUUGAGAAUUUGAUGCAGAAGAAGGGAAAAUUUGAUUAUAUACUGUUAGAAACCACAGGAUUAGCAGAUCCUGGGAUUUACAGUUAUAAAUUUCCCACUGUGCAUUGCCUUCCUACAUCCCGUGCUGUGGCUUCUAUGUUUUGGGUUGAUGCUGAAUUAGGGAGUGAUAUUUAUCUUGAUGGUAUCAUAACUGUUGUGGACUCAAAAUAUGGAUUAAAACAUUUAUCAGAAGAAAAAGCUGAUGGCAUUAUCAAUGAAGCUACUAGGCAGGUUGCCUUGGCAGAUAUCAUCAUCAUCAAUAAAACAGACUUGGUUCCAGAAGAGGAUUUACACAAAUUAAGAACAACCAUUAGAUCAAUGAAUGGAUUAGGAAAAAUUUUGGAAACACAAAGAUCAAGAGUUGAUCUCUCUAAUGUAUUAGAUCUUCAUGCCUUUGACAGUCUCUCUGGAAUAAGUUUGCAGAAAAAACUUCAGCAUGUGCCAGCAACACAACCUCAUCUUGAUCAGACUAUUGUUACGAUCACAUUUGAAGUACCAGGAAAUGCAAAGGAAGAAAGUUUAAAUGUAUUUAUUCAGAAUCUCCUGUGGGAAAAGAAUGUGAGAAACAAGGACGAUCACUGCAUGGAGGUCAUACGACUAAAGGGGCUCGUGUCAAUCAAAGACAAACCACAACAAGUGAUUGUUCAAGGUGUCCAUGAACUUUAUGAUCUGGAGGAAACUCUGGUGAGCUGGAAAGAUGACACUGAGAGGACAAAUAGAUUAGUCCUUAUUGGCAGGAAUUUAGAUAAACAUAUCCUUACACAACUAUUUAUUGCUACUGUGGCAGAACCAGAAAAGCAGUGGACAGCACAUUUCAAUGAAGAUCAAGGUCAUCCGUAACAGAAGCAUUUCUUAUUAAAAGGACUAAAUGAAAAAAAAAAAAAGGGAAUAAGUUUCCUAUUGGGUGUAGUUCAAACAUCUGUUGUUUUA
Messenger RNA from Choloepus didactylus (southern two-toed sloth), 1420 nucleotides. Its product is annotated as COBW domain-containing protein 3. The transcript has 16 exons. The coding region runs from base 92 to 1330 and encodes 412 amino acids. Gene Ontology annotation, cellular component: cytoplasm. The record is from RefSeq and is a predicted model, not a curated record. Lineage: Eukaryota; Metazoa; Chordata; Mammalia; Pilosa; Megalonychidae.